Messenger RNA from Rhinocladiella mackenziei CBS 650.93, 4029 nucleotides. RefSeq lists its product as uncharacterized. Gene Ontology annotation, cellular component: nucleus. NCBI's taxonomy places the organism in Eukaryota, Fungi, Ascomycota, Eurotiomycetes, Chaetothyriales, Herpotrichiellaceae. Gene Ontology annotation, molecular function: DNA endonuclease activity; single-stranded DNA binding. Gene Ontology annotation, biological process: nucleotide-excision repair. The record is from RefSeq and is a predicted model, not a curated record. The coding region runs from base 1 to 4029 and encodes 1342 amino acids. The transcript has a single exon.
AUGGGCGUCACCGGCCUUUGGACUGUCGUAGCACCCACCGCGCGACCUACUCAACUCGCCUCUCUCAAUCGCAAACGCCUUGCCGUUGAUGCGUCGAUAUGGAUCUACCAAUUCCUCAAGGCAGUUCGAGAUAAAGAAGGCAACGCCCUCCGAAACAGCCAUGUGGUGGGGUUCUUUAGACGAAUAUGCAAGCUGCUUUACUUUGGCAUUAAACCGGUCUUCGUAUUCGAUGGAGGAGCCCCUAUACUCAAGCGCGAGACCGUCAGGAAGAGAGCUCGAAGACGGGAGGGCCGACGUGAAGAUGCUGCGCGAACAGCUGGAAAGCUGCUUGCAGUCCAAGUAGCAAGGGCUGCGGAGGAAGAAGAGAAGAGAAGACGAGCCGAAAGAGAACGUACCCCAAUGGAAGAGGAGUUGCCUCCUGAUCAAGAGCUUGUGUACGUCGAGGAACUGGGUAUGACACCGAAACAAAGGCUGGCCGGAAGGCAAUUCAAGAAGAAAGACCAGUACCACCUACCAGAUCUCGACGUCAGUAUUGAAAGCAUGGGUGCACCUAAUGACCCGAGAAUCAUGUCACAAGCAGAGCUGGAGGAAUAUGCUCGACAGUUUCACAGUGGAGAAGACAUCAAUCUUUACGAUUUCAGCAAGAUCGAUUUUGAGAGCUCAUUUUUCCUAUCCCUUCCGGCUGGUGAUCGCUACAAUAUCCUAAACGCCGCCAGAUUACGCUCAAGACUUAGAAUGGGUUAUUCGAAAGAACAGCUUGACGGAAUGUUCCCAGAUCGCAUGGCAUUUUCGAAAUUUCAGAUCGAGCGUGUCAAAGAGAGGAAUGAGCUCACACAGAGAUUGAUGCACAUCAACGGAAUGGCCGAAGAUUUCUUGAACCAAGGAGGAAGGAUUGCGGGCGAGAAAGGGAAAGAGUAUAUCUUGGUGAAGAAUGACGGAGUUGACGGUGGUUGGGCUCUUGGUGUCGUUUCAAAUAAGCAGGGAAGCAAGAAGGAAAACGCGAUUGACCUAGAUGAUGAGGAGAAGUCGGAAGAUUUGACACGAGACUCGGCUGAAGACGAGGAAUUUGAAGAUGUCGCGAUCGAGGGCCUCAACAGGAUCCCCAAGAUGUGGCAGCGCAAAAGGAAAGCUCCGGAUGACGAUAUAUCUCAUGAAGAUGCGGUGGCUGAGAUUGCUAGGAAGCGAAAGGCGGUGUAUGAAGCACGAAAAGCCACUGCGAAUGCCCCCACGCAGGUCCCAUCAGCCCCCAAGACCGCGGAUACUAAUGACGACACGCUUUUUGUGCCACAGGAUAAGACAGCCGAGGACGAGGAAGAUGAAUUGUUUGAAGACGACGACUUACAGCGUGCCAUUGCAAUGUCUUUGGAACAACCGACAGAUGAUGAUGGCCUUGCGGGUGGCUUUGUUGGGGAUGAGACAACCCAUCAGACUCCGGACCUUGAUCAGGAUGAUGGCUUCGAUUUGCAGGCGGCCCUAGCAGAAUCUAGACAGUCCAAGCCUCAAGCGAAGACCGAUGUCAGAGAAAGAAACCUAUCAUCGCAUCUGACCGUCCCCAUGCCCAAAUUCGACGGCCCCUUACCGUUCGAGUCUUUGAACCUUGGGGAAUCGCUUCUGGGCAAGAAAAAGUCGAAGAAAAUCGAAGAGGAUUCGUCUGGAGGCUUUGAACGAGAACUUGGCGAUGAGGCAUUCCGAAAAGAACGACCGUCUCAACCUAUGCCUGCUUGGUUCAAUGCUGCUCCUAGCACCAAGGAUCUCAAACACACUGUCGAGUCCGAAGGACCAGAUGUGGAUGAUCACAUUACAUAUGGACAAGACGAUUUCGAUAGAAGGGAAACCAUUCGCCGGCAAAAUACUAAAGAAAUCAUUGAUCUUGAAGCAGUAGAGGGACACAAUGAAGGCAGAUCUCCCAUCAAUCUGGAUGAAGAUGAUGAUGAAGAUCUGCACGAGUUGACUCGGCACUCUCACCACAUCGAUUUUGGUCUAGAUAUGACAAGCCAAACUGAAGACGCUGGUUGGGAUGAGCUCGAAGACGCUGAGAAGCGUCGACGCGAUGAGGAACGUGAGAAACGCUACGAGAUGGAUCGACAAAUUGAGGCCGAAAAGGAGCCCAGACCCGAGGAAGAUUCGAUCGUUGAGCCGCCAGAGAAAGAUACAGUCCAUCCUCAUCAGCCUUCGGCCACGGCUGAACGUGACCAUGAACCAUCUCCGCCGAAGGACGGUGAAACUGCUGCAGCGGAGAGUGAUUUCGAGGUCGAAUGGAGUGAAUCCGAGAUUGAUGAUCCAGGCAGGUCUGGAUCUCUUGGCACCGUGGUUGAUGAUUCUCCGGGCUCAAAAUCACCGCACAAACCUUAUGCAGUGGUGGAAGAGCAGGACGACGACGAAGGCGAGGAUUUUGAAGACGUGGACAUGCGACCUCGCGACGCAUCACCCGAAAGCCAAGGUAUAAACAUGACUACCCAAAAAUCGACCCCGGAUGCAGAUCUCAACCCCGUGCCUAAUUUGGAUGACCUCUUUGCUGGAGAAUCUGGUACGGCUCAAGCUACGGCGCCACUCGUUGAAGAAGAAUUCGAAUAUCUUUCCGAAUCUGAAGAAGAACUAAUGCGCCAACUCGCCAUUGAAGCCGAGGAACACGCACGCUUCGCUUCCUCGCUCAACAACCAGAAGACGACAGCCCAGGCCGUUCGAGAUUACGAGAACGAGCUGAAACAACUGCGUAAUCAGCAAAAGAAGGACCGCCGUGACGCCGACGAAGUCACCCAUGUCAUGAUUCAAGAAUGUCAGGCCUUACUCCGACUUUUUGGUCUUCCAUACAUCACGGCACCGAUGGAAGCGGAAGCUCAGUGCGCCGAACUCGUCCGUCUGGGUCUCGUUGACGGGAUCGUCACCGACGACUCGGAUAUUUUCCUCUUCGGCGGAACACGCAUCUACAAAAACAUGUUCAACACCGCCAAGUUUGUCGAAUGCUAUCUCGCGUCAGAGCUGGAGAAGGAAUUCCUACUCGAUCGACGACGCUUAAUCCGCUUCGCGCAUUUACUUGGGAGCGACUACACGGAAGGCAUCCCAGGCAUUGGGCCCGUCACGGCGCUGGAGAUCCUCACUGACUUCGAAACCCUGCAGGAGUUCAAGGACUGGUGCUCCCAAGUCCAGCUUGGAAGGCCGCAGGAUCUGGAAAACAAGCUUACGACGCCAUUCCGGCGCAAAUUCAAAAAUACCGUGCAGAAACGGCUCUUUCUCCCCACAGGGUUUCCAGAUCCGAGAGUCGACGAGGCUUAUCUAAAUCCAGAGGUCGAUUCAAACACUGAGCCCUUCCAAUGGGGUGUGCCUGAUUUGGAUAAGCUACGGUCCUUCCUCAUGGUCACGAUCGGCUGGUCCCAAGAACGGACGGACGAGGUCCUGGUGCCCGUUAUUCGCGAUAUGAAUAAACGUGAGGUCGAAGGUACGCAGAGCAAUAUCACGAGAUUCUUCAGUGGGGGUCUCGGGAUUGGUGGACGCGCGAACGGUACUGUUGGCUCCGGACUUGCUGUUGGUGGUGACGGGGCCGGAAAUCCUGAAGCCAUGGCGCCGAGAAAUCGGACGGGUAAAGAGUCGGGACGUAUGAGGAAUGCGUUCAAGAGGUUGCGUGGCGAGGCAGAGCGGAGGAGGAAAGGGAGAGAACUGGAGGUUGAUGAAGAGCAAACAUACGAGCUGGACGAGAGCGAAAUGGUGGAGGGUGUGGGUGAGCCUGUUGGGAUUCCAGGUGACGUUAGCGAUGGUAACACAGAGAAAGAGGAUGACCAUGUGACAUCGAACCCGAGAAGGGGAAAGACAUCGAAAUCGGGACGUACUCGACAUGAGGAGAGGAGAGACGGCUCUGGUUUGCAGACUGAAGACCGCGAUCUGAGCGAGCAAAUGAAUUCCUACUCAGAUGAAGAUGCAGAUUUUGCCGCUGACGAGGCGCCGGCGCGAAGCACGAAGUCGCGGUCGAAGUCGAAAACGAAAAGCAACUCCAAAUCGAAUGCGAGAGGACAGAAAAUGAGAAAAGCUACGUAG